This is a messenger RNA of Pongo pygmaeus (Bornean orangutan), 1751 nucleotides long. It is a transcript of the gene UBE2L6, whose product is annotated as ubiquitin conjugating enzyme E2 L6. The transcript is spliced from 5 exons. NCBI's taxonomy places the organism in Eukaryota, Metazoa, Chordata, Mammalia, Primates, Hominidae. The record is from RefSeq and is a predicted model, not a curated record. The coding region runs from base 573 to 1055 and encodes 160 amino acids.
UCCUUGCGGUGCUCUGCCCCAAGCCACGGGGAGAAACGUUGCAGCCCGCGCCGAACGCCGGGCAGCACAAAGGAUCCCCGACUGCCGGGGAGCGGUGCUCGGAGGGCACAGGUCUACGCCGUCCCCCAUGCAGUUUCGGAGAUGGAGUGCUGGGCCCAUGGAGGGAAGGCAGCAGGCUCGGCGGCUCCGGAAGCUCGCUGGGGCAGGGGCUCAAGGCGGCGGUCUGAUGGUGGAGGCCGCCGAGAACUGUCACGGAGCUGCGUCUGCACAGCGAGCAUCCCUUAUUUAUCCAGGGCGAGUGUGUAUUUGGGGCGGCGUGCAGGGGGCUGACCAAGACCGGAGAACUCCCGGUGCGGCAGCCGGCAGAGCGAAGACUGGAAUCCGUAUGAGCGCCCCCCAGCGCCCCUGAGCGCUCGCCGCCGGUGCACGGCGCCCCCCACGGGAGGCAGGGAUCAGCAGAGCCGCGCGCCCCGAGGCCCGCCCCCGUCUCCACACAAAGACCAGUCCUGAGAAACACGGAAUGCUGAUUAGAAUUUGGGGCAAAGUUCCCUGGGUAUUCUCUGGAGGAAAAGAUGCGGAGGUGGACCUGGAAGGCCUCCUGGAGUAGGUGGCUUGCAUUCGAGCUGGAGGAUCUUCAGAAGAAGCCUCCCCCGUACCUGCGGAACCUGUCCAGCGAUGAUGCCAAUGUCCUUGUGUGGCACGCUCUCCUCCUACCCGACCAACCUCCCUACCACCUCAAAGCCUUCAACCUGCGCAUCAGCUUCCCGCAGGAGUAUCCGUUCAAGCCUCCCAUGAUCAAAUUCACAACCAAGAUCUACCACCCCAACGUGGACGAGAACGGACAGAUUUGCCUGCCCAUCAUCAGCAAUGAGAACUGGAAGCCUUGCACCAAGACUUGCCAAGUCCUGGAGGCCCUCAAUGUGCUGGUGAAUAGACCGAAUAUCAGGGAGCCCCUGCGGAUGGACCUCGCUGACCUGCUGACACAGAAUCCGGAGCUGUUCAGAAAGAAUGCUGAAGAGUUCACCCUCCGAUUCGGAGUGGACCGGCCCUCCUAACUCAUGUUCUGACCCUCUGUGCACUGGAUCCUCGAUAGCGGACGGACACACCUCAUGGACUGAGGCCAGAGCUCCCUAUGGCCCAUUCCCCAUUCAUUUUUCCCUUCUUAGGUUGUUAGUCAUUAGUUUGUGUGUGUGUGUGGUGGAGGGAAGGGAGCUGUGAGUGUGUGUGUUGCGUAUGGACUCACUCCCAGGUUCACCUGGCCACAGGUGCACCGUUCCCACACCCUUUGCAUCCCCCAGAGCCAGGGGAGUUUAAGUUUGCAGAGUUACAGGCCAGUUCUCCAGCUCUCCAUCUUAGAGAGACAGGUCACCUUGCAGGCUUGCUGGCAGGAAAUGAAUCCAGCAGCCAACUCGAAUCCCCCUAGGGCUCAGGCACUGAGGGCCUGGGGACAGUGGAGCAUAUGGGUGGGAGACAGAUGGAGGGUACCCUAUUUACAACUGAGUCAGCCAAGCCACUGAUGGGAAUAUACAGAUUUAGGUGCUAAACCAUUUAUUUUCCACGGAUGAGUCACAAUCUGAAGAAUCAAACUUCCAUCCUGAAAAUCUGUAUGUUUCAAAACCACUUGCCAUCCUGUUAGAUUGCCAGUUCCUGGGACCAGGCCUCAGACUGUGAAGUAUGUGUCCUCCAGCAUCCAGUCCAGGGGGAGCCACAGAAACCAUGUUCUUGCUUAAGCCAUUAAAGUCAGAGAUGAA